UCUAAAUUUGAGGCUUGGAGAAGCCGGAAUGUUGCUGUGUGGAAUAUGUCAACUGUCAAUAAAUGUCAACAAAGGACUAUCAAACUCGAACUGACGAGUCGGCAAUGAAUUCGUGGCGAUAAAACACAGUAAAAUUAUAGCAAAAUUUAAAGCUAUUUUCAUGUUUUUAUAAGAAGUUGAGCUCAAAAAAUAAAUAAAUCACAAAAUGGGAAUAACGGUCAGUCAAUACUCUGUGCUAUCAAGCAAUGAGCACUUGAUAAAGUUCUGCUCAAGUGAGAUAAUAUGCCCCAACGAUCCAUUCUGGAAUCAGAUGUUAGCUUUUAAUAUCAAACCACCGGGAAGUGCAGAAGAACAACUAAUGUUUGAUUCUGCAACAGAAUCGCUGCUGCAAACAUUCGUUCAGAAUAAUCUGCAGACCGGAAACCUUGGGUCUCUGGUUCAAGUCUUCAUUACCAGGGCAACGUUGUUACUGGCGUCUCCGGUCAGUGAUAACGUAAUGCUCUCUUGGACAACGUUCAACGCGUUGUUCGUCAUAAAAGCGGUCAUAAAAUAUUUGGUGGAGAUGGUACCUGAAUACGAACUGUGUCGGCAUCUGGACGCUCAGAUCGACAGAAGAACAGGCAACGGUCAGCUCGAUAACAAAGACGCUUCGCAGACGCCAUCGACACCCUCGAGCCAUGAAGCCCACUCACAAACGCCUGAAGUGCAACAAUCUCCAAAGCUGACGGCCUCCGAGAGUCGAGUGGAGAUCCUCAUAGAUGCGCUGAUAGGGCUCAUCAUAGAUGUGCCUGUUACAGACAACACAUACUACUUGCACUUGGAAUGCAUAAACACGCUGUUAGUGCUGAUGUCAAUAUAUAUGUUUGCUGAAGUCCACGGACAAGAGAGACUGGUCGAGACUUCGUUGAUAUACAGAACUCUCUUUCAAGGUCGUUACGGCAUGCACGCCCCGCUGCUGGUCAAAACCCUGCUGUUGAAUCUGUCGAGCAUGUUGGCCGCCCCGCCGAGCAUGUUCGGCACGCACGAGGGAGGUAGCGUUCUUAUUAAUUUGGCGUCCGGCCUCUGGAGCAUGCUGUCGUUCACCACGUCCGCCAGACCCACGAUAUACAGCCACCCGCCGGCGGACCGGCAGGAGUUGCUGCGGAGACUGAACAAGGAGCACCCGGUGGCGAACCAGUCGUGCCUGCUGCUGCUGGCGCUGGCCAACCACUGCAUGAACGACGACAACCUGUACAGGAGGUCGUUGCUCUGCUGCGAGGAUAGUAGCGAAACGAGUUCGACGACGCCGCAGAAAGACGCCGUGACGUCACAAAUCACGCCCCCCCGUAUAGACAUGGCUGCGCUCCACAGAGCCCUGUGCGGCGCGGCUGGUUGCGAGCACGUGACGCUGCUUCUGUACCUCAUGCUGCAUUCCUGCCGCCAUUACAAGAGCCACGUCAGCGCCACACCACACAUUGAAAACCUGAUAGUACCGGUGCUUGAGGUGCUGUACAACGCGCCCGAGAACAACUCCCACCACAUCUACAUGUCGCUGAUCAUACUGCUGAUACUGACCGAAGACGACGCUCUGAUUAAGAACGUGCAUAUGAUCACCCUAAAAAACCCGACAUGGUACACGGAGAGGACGAUAUCGGAGAUCUCGCUGGGCGGUCUGAUGGUGCUGGUCAUAAUAAGAGCGCUGCAGUACAACAUGACACGGGUCCGGGACAAAUAUUUGCACACGAACUGCUUGGCUGCCGUCGCCAACAUGAGCUGUGAAUUUAGGAACCUCCAUCCGUACGUAGCGCAGAGACUAAUAUCUCUAUUCGAAUCAUUGACCAAGAGAAGAGCGAGACUGUGCAGCGAGAUCGAAGGUGGCGAUUUAAAUAAUUUAGAACUACCGCAUCAGUCAGAAGAAAAGACAGAGGAAAUUAUGGACCACAUCAACGUUUUGGAUGAAGUCCUGAGGAUGCUCUUGGAGAUAAUAAACUCUUGCCUGGCGCACCAGCUCUCCAACAACCUGAAUCUGGUGUACGCGCUGCUGCACAAGCGGAACGUCUUCCAGCAGCAUCAGAACCUGCACAUCACCCAGAACAUAGAGAUGGUCAUAGGGUACUUCUCGAGUCGCCUCCAGCGUGUGCAGGAGGGCGCCGGCACCGACCUGGGCGUGGCCGAAGUGCUGGCCUGUAUCAGGAAGGGCGCUGAACAGUGGUCCAGCGACCGCCUAAAGAAGUUUCCGGACCUGAAGUUCCGUUACGUGGAAGAGGACAAACCGGAAGAGUUCUUCAGCCCGUACGUGUGGAGGUUGAUCAGCGGCUGCGGCGGCGUGCACUGGGCGAGCGAGGGCGGAGCCCGGGCGCUCCGCCACCUGCUCGUCUGAUCCGGGCCCCGCGCUGUCACGGGCUCUGGGACGUGCCACAGAGUGCUUUGACAAAACACGCGUCGUGCAGCGCCAUCUAUACACGAACGAUUGAACUAAUUCGAAAAGUUAAUGUCACUGACGUAAUCGGAAACUAGUAUUUCCUGAAAAUGUCCCGGAUCACGAAAGUGAAUUAAAAAUACUUUUAUGGCUUAGUAAUGUAAUAUAAACUAUUAAAAAAAAAACAAUUAUCUGUAUUGGUAUAUUAAUGAUUUAAGAAAGAAAAAACCUACACGACCACCGAUAAUGUCUCGAACCUCAUGCGAUAACUACGGAAACGAUUGCAGCACGAACGAGUGCAAUGCCUUUUAAAACUCAUCUAAAAAUUAGUGUCUUACUCAUCUAUCGAUAGUCGAUAAGAUAUUUUUUUUUGACAAUCUAUUGUGGUAAAUAAAUUGUCGUCUAUCAUUUGCGCUUAUAAAGACGCUGGCAAUGUUAAUUUAUGAAAAUGAUAAUUUAUGAAGUACGACAGCUGUUUGGCUAUGUCCCUGACGAUGCCGUAGUCCAUGGGCGACGGUUAACGCUCAUCAUAACUUGGACGUUAGACUCGUCUGCGUAAUAAGACAAUAAAAAGCCGAAUUCGAUUAAUUGCCAGCGGGACGAUGUGGAACAUGGGUGAUUUUAUUUUCUCAUUAUUUAGAUAUAAAUAGAUAAUUUUAUACGUCAGUAUUAGACGUCAUGACCCAAGAAACAUAACAUAACCACAGUGUAUGAUAUUAUCAAAAACACGUUAAUACGCCAUUAUACUUAAUAUUUUUUGUUUAUAUGAAUAACUUAGCGGUAACAUUCAUGCUAUUUUUGCAUUGAACACAUACAGAAAAUAUAUAUAUCUUGACGGAAUUCCUAUAUAAUUUACUAAAUUUACUGGUGGUAGGACCGCUUGUGAGUCCGCGCGGGUAGGUACCACCGCCCCGCCUAUUUCUGCCGUGAAGCAGUAACGCGUUUCGGUUUGAAGGGCGGGGCAGCCGUUGUAACUAUACUGAGAUCUUAGAACUUAUAUCUCAAGGUGGGUGGCGCAUUUACAUUGCCAGUAACCACUUAACAUCAGGUGGGCUGUGAGCACGUCCACCCGCCUAAGCUAUAAAAAAAAAUCGAAUCCAUAUAUAGAUGGAGUAAUAAAUUCGCUUAGUAAAGGGUAAACGGAAAUUUGCAAAUUCCGUAGGGUAGUUUAAAAAGCCAGCCCGCGCUCCACAUUAUGACGUAAUCGAUGUUCGAACGCGGGCGUGCGAGAGAGAUGGCGAGAAUCGAUAUAUAGACGGAUAAUAAAUUCGCUUAGUAAAGGGUAAGCGUAAAAUUUACAAAUGCGGUGGGGUAGUUUUAAAAGCAAGCCCGCACUUCUCAUUGGAGCUUUUUGGCGGGAACGCGAGGAGUGAAGUUGUGUGAUUUGUUUUAUUUUGUCUAUUUAGUGUUUCUUCAGGUUUAAAUGUGUAAUUACGGUGGUUUAUUAACUGUUUGGUAUCUGUGAAAGUGCACAAAUGUGGGAAAAUGAAACAAAGCCGCUGAACGUAACUUCUCGGGAUCCUCCAAAAAGUCCACUGAAAAAGUCGCAGUAAAUGACCACCAUUUUACUGAGAUUAUAUUUCAUCUCGUCUCGUUUCAUUUUAUUUCAUUUCAUGCCAUGUUUCAUAUUAAUCAAUUUCAUUUCAUUAUAUCAUUUUUCAUAUAAAAAAUCUUUCAUUAAAAUUAAAAUAAGACUUGACCUUAAAGGUCUUAGUUACCAGAUCAUAAAAUCCCUUUAAAAAUAAAGCACCGCAUUGUGACGUAAUCGAUGUUCGAAUUCAGGGGGUGCGAGGGAGAUGGAGAGAUCGUUCUUUGUACUCUCCCUAUACCCAGAAUCGUAGUCAGGAUUUUAGUUAGAUAAUUUUCGAACUAACUUCUGUCAUCUUUUCACAAAAGGUAUACUAAGUAAAGGUAUAAUUAUAAAUAUUAUAAAGCUGAAGACUUUGUUUGUUUGAACGCGCUAAUCUCAGGAACUACUGGUCCGAUUUGAAAAAUUCCUUCAGUGCUUAGAUAGCCCAUUUAUUGGGGAAGGCUAUAGGCUAUAUAACAUCACGGUAAAACAAAUACAAGUGAAACACCAAUAAAGAAUGUUUCAAAAUAGUGGUUUAAAUAGCUCCUUAACAUUCUAUAAUUCAAUUUUUUUUUCACUUUCUACGUAAAUUAAGUGGGGGGUAAAAUUUUGCGUUAUGCCAAAGUAAUUAUUCCACGCGGACGGAGUCGCGGACAAAAGCUAGUACAAUUAUAUUUACACAGAUUGUAAAUUAAUAAAGAGCUAUUAAAAAAGGCAUUCAGUAACGUUCAUUCCCAUUCGCUUGCUCACAAUUACGCUACGCUGAGUGAAUAAAAGAACUUUAAAAGAUUGUUUAAAAUAAAUGGGAUUUUCUUGGGUUUUAGGGAGUCUUAAAAGUAAUUAUAACUUACGAUUAUAAUUUGGCGUUUAUUUUAUUAUUACAAUAUAACGCAAGUUUCGUAAGCUCUGCCGUUUUUUCGUGGUUACGAUCGGAAAAAACACAUCCUUUCCCGUGGAUAUUCAAAGGAAAAUGAUACUUGAUUAGCAUUAAAACUCUUGUGAGUCCGCACGGAGUAGGCACGUGCCUAGUUUUAACGUGAAGCAGUAAUGCGUUUCGGUUUGAAGGGUGGGGCAGCCGUUGUAACUAUACUGAGACCUUAGAACUUAUAUCUCAAUGUAGGUGGAGCAAUUACGUUGUAGAUGUCAAUGGGCUCCAGUAACCACUUAAAACCAGGUAAACUGUGACUCGUCCACCCAUCUAAGAAAAUAAAUAAAGUGUUGACAAUUAAAAUCUAAAAUAUUCGUAAUGGAGGCGCAGAGUGUGGUUAUUUAUGUAAUUUUGAACGUGUCCCGGUAUAUUUCGGUUCGUUGAGUAUCCGUGACAUGAGUCUGGCGGUAUCGCUCGUGCCUUUGUACCUGUGUGCUUAGUGCGAGUUUAUUAACGUUCUCGAUAGCGUAAAAGUUAACUCAAUUUUGUAUGCAGUUGGAACAGCGCCCCUAGCGGCAAACGUACGCAAACGACAAACAAGUGGAUGACCGAUAAAUUAUGUUUUUUAGAAAUUAUAUUUAAAUACGAAUUACAUAUUGAUGAAAUGAUGAAAUAUGAAUAAUAUUCUUCGAUCUUACCGACAGAAUAAUAAAAAAAAUCGGUUGUCUGUAAAGUCGGUUUACUGACGAUAGUUGAACGUGACGUCAUAAGAAAAUAUUAUGGAAUGGUUUCAUUUUUCAAAAGAAAAUUUUAAUUUUAUUUGUUUGAUAGAUAUUUUGUAUGGACAAUUGACACCACAUUCACUUUUCACUGAACUUCAUACUUGACGAAAACAUGUAAAUGUAUUAUUGUAUAGCAGCUGUCCACGCGGAUGCAUCGCUCACUCAAGUAGGAGAGAGACAGAUGUCAAACGCUGCCGAACGCGGAGUCCGAUUGUGCCUCUUUGUCGCUCGUUGCGCGCUCUCGCUUGCACUUCAAGCCUUAAAUGGAACGCCUCAGAGCGAGGUAACGCCGCAUGAGUCAUGUUUUUUCGUGCGUGCAGCCAGCUCGAUCGAAUUAUAAGACGUUGCCACGUCAAAAAUUUAACUGGUUAAUUAAAGAAAAAAUCAAAAUUAUCGAUAAAGUUGAUUAUUGAAAACACGAAUAAAACAACACUUUAAUAAAUCGUAGCUAGAUCGAUUUAUCGCCCCCGAAAUCCCCUGUAUACUAAAUUUUAUGAAAAUCGUUUGAGCCGUUUCCGAGAUUCAGAUUAUACACAUAUAUUUAUAUACAAGAAUUGCUCGUUUAAAGAUAUAUAAUAAUAAGAUAUAAGCUAACUUUUACGCCAUCGAGAACGUUAAAAAACUCGCACUAAUCACACUGGUCAUGAAUAACAUCCCACAAUAGAUGCGUGUAUGGACUUAAAUAUAAGCGGAGGUAAUUUUGGUGAUGAAGUUAACACACUGAAACACGUCUUGGACAUUGUCACACGUGAAAGUCGUUAAAGUUAAUAACGUUAACUUUAAAAAAUUAAUAACGUUCAAUAAAAUGGCCAUGACAUGGUAAUAUGAUGACUAUUUUAAUAUAACUGUAUUUCUUGUCAUUCCUAAGCACUUCCCUUUAGAUUAGUUAAAAACAAUAUUUCAGUUUAUAUUAUUAAUUCUUAUUAUAAAGCAAUAAUAAAAUGUACAAUUAUAAAUAAAUUAUAUUUAAUAUGAUAUUUAAA
This is a messenger RNA of Bombyx mori (domestic silkworm), 6601 nucleotides long. RefSeq names its product dymeclin. The transcript is spliced from 17 exons. Lineage: Eukaryota; Metazoa; Arthropoda; Insecta; Lepidoptera; Bombycidae. The record is from RefSeq and is a predicted model, not a curated record. Gene Ontology annotation, biological process: Golgi organization. Bases 206 to 2359 code for a protein of 717 amino acids. Gene Ontology annotation, cellular component: Golgi apparatus.